AUGUCUCUCACCACUUGCUUGCUUCCGUUCUCUCAAUCAUCAACGGCUCCUUUCGCCUCCACCUGUUGUUGCCAUCUCGCCGCCUCUUCUUCUAACUUUCCGGUUUCGUCAAGAGACUACCAUAGUUCUUUCAGAAGUGAAAGCCUUGUGCUCAAGGGAAGAGGCUCGAAUCUUUGCAGGAGAUUCUGUGGGUUGAAGUUUUGGAUACUAAAGAGCUUGAAUCUUAGACAAGGCAGCCACAGAAAGCAUCAGACUGUUAAGGAGCUUAAAACACGCUCAGAGCACACUUUACUCAGCGAUGAACGAGUAGGUUUUGCUGAAGAAACUGGAGCUGCAGAUUUACGACCAGAAGAGACUAUUUUAGGAACCCAUUUGGUUGCUGGUUCUCACAAAGCUGGAGAUACACCAUCUGUGACAGAACAGUUCGUGGACGGUCUUUCAGAUGUUCCAAGAGGAGUCUCACUUUGCAUUGCUGUUGUUGGAGCUACCGGUGAGCUAGCAAGAGGGAAGAUUUUUCCUGCUUUGUUUGCCUUGUACUAUAGUGGCUACCUUCCUGAGGAUGUUGGUAUAUUUGGGUAUUCAAGAAAGAAUCUUACAGAUGAAGACCUCAGAUCCAUCAUUGCAUCAACUCUCACAUGCCGUGUUGAUCAUCAGGAAAACUGUGGGGACAAGAUAGAUGCAUUUCUUAGUAAAACAUACUAUAUCAACGGAGGUUAUGAUAAUAGGGAAGGCAUGUCUCGACUUGACGAGAGAAUGAAACAGAUUGAGGGAGUAUCAAAAGCGAAUCGGAUAUUUUACCUCUCAGUGCCUCAAGAAGCUCUUGUGGAUGUGGCGUGCAACAUUGGAGAUAAAGCUCAGGCACCACAAGGCUGGACUCGUAUAAUAGUUGAGAAACCUUUUGGUUUUAACUCACAUUCUUCUCAUCAGUUGACACAGUCACUUCUCUCUAAGUUUGAAGAGAAGCAGAUUUACAGGAUAGAUCAUAUGUUAGGAAGAAAUCUCAUUGAAAAUCUGACUGUGUUAAGGUUUUCAAAUCUGGUUUUUGAACCAUUAUGGAACAGAACAUAUAUACGCAAUGUACAGGUAGUGCUUUUUUCCUUGUAUUCUGAUGGAUAUGGCAUAAUACGGGACAUAUUUCAUAGCCACAUACUUCAGACAAUUGCAUUACUCACCAUGGAACCUCCAGUAAGUCUUGAUGGUGAAGAUAUCCGCAAUGAAAAGCCUUAUAUAGAUAAUGCUCGUUGGGAUGGUGUACCAUUCCUAGUAAGAGUUGGCACUGGCCUCAUUAAACACAGAGUGGAGAUCCGUGUGCAAUUCCGGCAUGUUCCUGGAAACAUAUACCGAGACAACAUUGGAAUCAACAUAGAUUUGGGGACUAAUGAGCUUAUCCUACGUGACGAGCCUGAUGAAGCCAUCCUGGUGAAAAUAAACAAUAAGGUUCCUGGUUUAGGUCUUCAGCUAGACGCUUCUGAGCUUAACCUGCUCUAUAAAGACAGGCGAUGUAGGUAUAGCACGGAAGUACCAGAUUCAUAUGAGCAUUUAAUUCAUGAUGUAAUAGAUGGAGACAACCAUCUGUUCAUGAGAAGCGAUGAGGUUGAAGCAGCAUGGAAGAUUCUGAGUCCGGUUCUGGAAGAGAUAGACAAGCACCACACAGCACCAGAGCUGUAUGAAUUUGGUGGACGUGGACCUGUUGGAGCAUACUAUCUUUGGGCCAAACAUGGCGUCCCAUGGGCAGAUGACUGA
This is a messenger RNA of Eruca vesicaria subsp. sativa (arugula), 1743 nucleotides long. The record is from the annotation of a GenBank genome assembly. NCBI's taxonomy places the organism in Eukaryota, Viridiplantae, Streptophyta, Magnoliopsida, Brassicales, Brassicaceae.